Messenger RNA from Acaromyces ingoldii, 1367 nucleotides. RefSeq lists its product as hypothetical. NCBI's taxonomy places the organism in Eukaryota, Fungi, Basidiomycota, Exobasidiomycetes, Exobasidiales, Cryptobasidiaceae. Bases 15 to 1178 code for a protein of 387 amino acids. The transcript is spliced from 2 exons. The record is from RefSeq and is a predicted model, not a curated record.
CAUCGAUCGCCACGAUGUCGCCGUCGCCGUCGCCGUCGCAGACGGGCGCACCACCGCGGCGCGUGCUGGGCCCCACGAUGCCCGGGUCUGGGCCUGGCGUUGAGCAGGAGGCAGGAGACGCCGAUGCGCCGGCGCUGAGCAAGGCCGCCAUCGACUUUCUCGAGCGCGAGAAGCGGAUCCGCGACGGUGCCCAGUCGUCGUCGUCGUCUUCGUCUUCAGCAAACGCGGGACAGCCGAAUGGAAAGCGGCCCGACUGGAUGGUGGUGCCGCCGACGCAGCGGCUGCUCGACGAGGAGAUGGGCGUGCGGUCAAAGGGAAAGGGCCCCGGCGAGGAGGACGACGACGAAGAAGAUAACAUCGACGACGAGGAGCGCGCAGAGCGACAGCGGCUGCGAGAGCGCGACGAGGAGCUCGCACGGCGCGUGGCAGAGCACGCAGAGCAGCGCGGGCCCUCGCUGCUGGAGCAGCACCGCCAGAAGCGCCGCGACGAGCUCAGGGGCAAGGUCGGCGGUGCGACCAAAGACCGGGGCCGCUCUCCAGACGGCGAGGUGAACGCCGACGAGGAGAGGCGGAGCGCGAGAAGGGACCGCCGCUCUCGCUCGCCUGAAAGCAGCGGGAGAAGGCACUCGCCAAGCAGUAGCGGGAGGAGAAGUGAUGCAAGGAAGAGCGACGGAAGGAGGAGCGACGGAAGAAGGAGCGACGGAAAGAGGCGCUCCCCAGACAGCGACGACGAGCGAGAGGAGCGGCGGCGGCGAGAGAGGAGGCGGGAAAAGGAGCGAAGAAGACGAGACGAGGAGGACGAGGAUGAGGAGCGAUGGCGGCGGGAACGCAGGCGGCGACGGGAGGAGCGAGAGCGCGACAAGGACAAGGACGACGACGACGGCGAGCGACGGCGAGAGAAGCGGCGGCGACGCGAGAAGCGCGACGCAGAGAGGAAGGAGGGCAGAAAGGAGGACAGAAGCGAGGACAGCACGCGCAAGAAGACCGACGAGGAAAAGAUGCGGGAAAAGGACAAGAGGCAGGAGCAGGAGGGCCGCGCCCCGAUGAUGGUCUGGGACCGCGACGCAGCCAUGAAGGUGGGCAGCCGCCUCAUGGGCGAAAAGGAGCGCCAGCGCGCCCUCGCAGACGCCAGUGCCCUCUCGGGCCGCUUUGGCGGCGGCCGCUCGCGCUUCCUGUAGCGGCUCGCUUCCCGUAGCAGCUCGCUUCCCGUAGCAGCCCGCUUCCCGUAGCAGCCCGCUUCCUGCAGCAGCUCAUGCCAUCUUAUUCACUCAUCGACAACCACUUGUGUCUCAUGCCAUGUAUUUCUGCUGCAAUGUAUGCGCACACUCAACACUCGAGAAACUGGCGCGGCCGUGUGAGGCACGUGA